GUCCAGAGGGAACACGCGGCCGACCAGACUUCAGCCUCGACGCGAUUCGUACAACGCUGCAACCCGACAAAGAAAAGGGUUGUCCACCAGCAACGAUCCCGCUGAUUUUGACUCGAACAUUGACAAGGCACGCCAUCUCCAUCCUCUUCCCUGUUCUUUUUCGGUUUGGACAUGGGGGAUGGGUAUGUUUUUGAAUUUUUUGCACUCCAAGAAUCUAAAAAAAAAUCUCAUCGGUUUACCUUAUUUCAUCAUUAACCAUUAUUACUGUAACCAAUCGUUAUCCCAUCAUUAUCUCAUCAUUAACAAUUAUAUCCCAUUGUCAUCCAUUGUUCAGGGGACAUUUAGUUCGCAAACUCCGAGCUACGGACGAAUGUCCAUGGCUAGUUUUGUUAUCAGGUCAACCACAAAGGUCGCAACAGCAUUUCGCAGGUGGGAACACUAG
This is a messenger RNA of Cladocopium goreaui, 442 nucleotides long. NCBI's taxonomy places the organism in Eukaryota, Dinophyceae, Suessiales, Symbiodiniaceae. The record is from the annotation of a GenBank genome assembly.